AUUGCACCUGGGACCUGCCGCAUGCACAACAGAUGCUCUACCACUGAGCUGCGUCUCUUGCCCGUAGAGGAAGAGACCAUAUAAGUAGCAGCUUUUAGGUGGGGAGUAGGAACUACAACUCCCAGAAGUCUGUGCGGUCCGUCGUGCUCGCUGACUAUUCGGACGUCAAGGGAAGGUUUCCUCCUGAGCGCCGCUCGCACUUGGGGAGCGUGUCGUUUGGGGAAUUAGGGAAGGAGGCGGUGUUGAGAUCCGAAGUGGAGUCGUGGGAAAGGCAGGGGAGAGGAGAGAAAACCGGGAAAGCUCCAGUUAAGUAACUAACAUGGGCAAAUAAGGAUUUUGGAAAACAGGUACAGUAGUUUCAUCGCCCCCCAGCCAAGCUACCCGUGGGGUUUCUGGAUUUUUGAGUCAUCAUCAUUAUGGAUGGAGAAGCACCAGGUGCUGGGGGGCAUCUGCAAAAUCCUCCCAGAAGAGGCAGAAAACGCGGAAACCGGAGGAGACACAGAGAUCAGGAUGCAGAUGUUCGCCUCUCCAAGGCUCUUUCUUACGUGCUGCGCCAUGGGGCAGAGAAGUUGGGGCUACAGAUGGGGCUUGAUGGCUUUGUGGAUGUGGCAGAGGUUCUUCAUCUGCCCCAGUUUAAGGCUUGGACUCUGGAAGAUGUGCAGCACGUUGUGGAGACAAAUGAAAAGCAGCGCUUUGCUCUACGCCCCCACCCUUCCAGUGGGCAGCUCCAGAUCCGUGCCAAUCAAGGGCACUCGCUGCAGGUGUCUGAACUGGAGUUGAUCCCACUGCUGGACCCACUGGAUUUCCCAGAGGUUGUGGCCCAUGGCACCUAUCUGCGCCACUGGCCAGGAAUUCGCCGCAGCGGCCUCUCGCGGAUGGGAAGGACACACAUCCAUUUAGCACCAGGGUUGCCGGGGGAUGGAGCUGUCCAGAGUGGAAUGAGAAGCAACUGUGACAUGGCUAUUGUCAUUGAUGUCGCCAGAGCUCUGGCAGAUGGAAUCACAUUUUACCGCUCGGCUAAUGAAGUGAUCCUCACGCCUGGCGAUGCCGAUGGGCUGCUGCUCCCCUGCUACUUCAAGGAGGUCCUACAGCUCAAGCCUAGGCGUGAGUCGGGCAGCCUGCCUCUUGCCACUCGGGCCCGGGAGGUGUCUGUUGUCCCUCAACUGUCCUGGUCCUGAGCCACUGGAUGCAUCUACCUCUACGUAAUUUAUGUCACCUACAUUCAUUUCAAUGUAAAGGCCUUAUCCAAACGCUUAAAAAAAAAGCAACUGAUUACA
Lacerta agilis (Sand lizard) is the source of this 1277-nucleotide messenger RNA. RefSeq names its product tRNA phosphotransferase 1 (gene TRPT1). The record is from RefSeq and is a predicted model, not a curated record. Gene Ontology annotation, biological process: tRNA splicing, via endonucleolytic cleavage and ligation. NCBI's taxonomy places the organism in Eukaryota, Metazoa, Chordata, Lepidosauria, Squamata, Lacertidae. The coding region runs from base 417 to 1178 and encodes 253 amino acids. The transcript has 7 exons. Gene Ontology annotation, molecular function: tRNA 2'-phosphotransferase activity.